Molecule: messenger RNA, 285 nt
Organism: Cooperia oncophora
Lineage: Eukaryota; Metazoa; Nematoda; Chromadorea; Rhabditida; Trichostrongylidae
Source: the annotation of a GenBank genome assembly
AUGCGCUCUCUAAUACCUCUUCUACUCUUAUUGUGGCCAGUGCUUUAUCAUGCUGGUAUGGUGUCGGCUAAAUAUGUCCUUCGAAGAAAUCCUGGAUUCUCCAUGGAUGGAGAAUCGCCAAAACGAUUUGACGAUGAUACAGAUAUGAAGGAUGACUCGUGGAGUAAAAGGGUCAAUCUACGUUACUUCCAUGAAAAACAAGAAAAAAGACUGAAGAUACCAGCGAUCCAAAGGGUUACCUAUAAGAUAAGACCACUGGACGAGAUACCCCUGUACGAUGCCUAA